CUCACUCGCCACUUGGCAGCUUGUUCCUAUACGCACCCGACCACCUACUACUCACCUGGCUCUCCCUGCGCUCGCUCUUUUAUACGGUUUGUCGCUGUUACACGGGCAACUCGCUGACGGAACCAACGACCACGUGGGCUCGUACUCGUCGCUGUCGAGGCAUACAGACGCCGAUCCAGUCAAGUAUAGCAAGAAGAGACAAAAAAAACAUAGGAGUGUUGGUCGCAAAGCGAACUCGAGCGGGAACAUCGGGAGCAGUAUAACAUACAAGUGACAAGUCAGACAAUCAGACAAGUCUUAUAUACACCGUAAAUCAAUUGCAAUAAGCAGUACAUAUAGCAGCAGGAGCAGCUCGUCCCAGCCCAAGCCGUCAAAGUGUCAUGAGAGGCAGUUUCACGGAGAUCCGCCCUUAUUGUCGGCCCCUCUUAGAGUCAUGCAUGUCGCGCCCCUUAAACGAGGAUCAGGUAGCCCGUGCGAUCAACAGCAGCAGCAGCAGCAGCAACGUGGUAAUCAGCAUCCGAUUGGCAAUGGCGAGCAAACGCCGGCGGCGAACCUGCGCAUGCGCAACAAUUGCUGGUCCAAGGCCGAGCUCGCCGAGGAAGGCCGGCUCCCAGCCCAAAUUCAGCAAUCACCACCACCACCACAACAACAACAACUACAACAAACGCAGCAGCAAGAACAGCAGCCGACGGGCGGGCCUGGUCUGGGGAAUGACCAAGACGGGGGUGGAGGGUGCCGAGGGCUGGCGGGGCAGGACCCAGAGAAGGACGACCCUGUUCACCUCAAGAGACGGGUGGGACUCGUCAGUGGGGUGGCUCUAAUCGUUGGCACUAUGAUCGGCUCCGGAAUUUUCGUAUCGCCGACCGGUCUCUUGACAAGAACCGGCAGCGUCGGCAUGAGCUUCGUCGUGUGGACGGGCUGUGGCCUGCUGAGUCUCUGCGGCGCGUUGGCGUACGCGGAACUCGGCACGAUGAACACGAGCAGCGGCGCCGAGUACGCGUACUUCAUGGACGCUUUUGGCGCCCCGCCGGCCUUCCUCUUCUCCUGGGUGUCGACCCUCGUCCUCAAGCCCUCGCAGAUGGCCAUCAUCUGCCUGUCGUUCGCCCAAUACGCCGUCGAGGCCUUCGCCGCCGAGUGCGACCCGCCCACCGAGCUGGUCAAGCUCGUCGCCCUCCUCGCCAUCGUACUCAUUCUCCUCGUCAAUUGCUACAGCGUCAACCUGGCCACCGGCGUCCAGAACGCCUUCACCGCGGGCAAGCUCAUCGCCAUACUGGUGAUCGUCGCUGGGGGCUCGUGGAAACUCUUGCAGGGCAACACCCAACACCUGAGACGGCCCUUCGACCUGAUCGAGGAGCUGGCAGGUGACGACGAUCCGGCCAAGUCGGUUUUUAACCUUGGCAGGUUGGCCACUGCCUUUUACACCGGGCUAUGGGCUUACGACGGCUGGAACAACCUCAACUACGUGACCGAGGAGAUCAAGGACCCGUCCAAGAACCUGCCUCGGUCCAUCAUGAUCGGCAUACCGUUGGUCACCCUGUGCUACGCCCUCAUCAACGUCUCUUAUCUGGCGGUCAUGUCGCCCCUCGAGAUGAUCGGUAGCGAGGCCGUUGCCGUGGUAAGUUCCUUUUUUUUUUUCUCUUGUCUUUGGGUUGCAGGGUAAUUUUAAAAAUAAAAUAAAAAUACA
Messenger RNA from Copidosoma floridanum, 1684 nucleotides. RefSeq names its product b(0,+)-type amino acid transporter 1. Gene Ontology annotation, molecular function: L-amino acid transmembrane transporter activity. Gene Ontology annotation, biological process: amino acid transmembrane transport. NCBI's taxonomy places the organism in Eukaryota, Metazoa, Arthropoda, Insecta, Hymenoptera, Encyrtidae. Gene Ontology annotation, cellular component: membrane. The record is from RefSeq and is a predicted model, not a curated record.